GCCCGAUUUCGCUCCAAACUUCACCUAACUGGAGCUCAGGUUGGUAGGUAGCCAAAAGAACUGAGCGCUGCCUCUUCUUGACGACGUGAUUCCCCUACCGAACAAGCCUCCAAAACUAGGCUUCCUCCAAUCCUGUUUAAAACCAGCGGAACAAGCGAUCGAGCGUAUUUCCUUGGAGCUUCCGGCCGAAGUCUCCCAACGAACAUCCUCCCCGAGCCAACCAUUCGCCUACCCCACUUUUUCCUCGACGCCUUUUGCCAACGAGCUUCAACCGUCCGCAAGCAGGGCGGCCAGGCUUGCGCUCUAGACGCUUCAAGAUGAUGGGCCUCGUGUCUGGCCGUCGCCGGGCGACCUCAAAUGCCAGCAGUCGAUCCUCUGGCGAAGCAACGGAACCUCUCGAAGACGACACUCUCGUCGUGGAACCCGACCAGGGAAAUGUCCUGUCACAUAUCAUUUCCCAGCUGAGGCCCGGCGCCGACCUCAGCAAAGUGGUGUUGCCGACCUUCAUCUUGGAGCCGCGCAGCAUGCUGGAACGGAUCACCAACUUUAUGUGUCAUCCGGAGAUGCUCCUUCCCAUUCCCACCAUUGAUGACCCCGUCCAAAGAUUUGUCGCGGUGGUGAAGUUCUACCUUAGUGGCUGGCACAUCCGUCCCCCAGGAGUCAAGAAGCCCCUGAACCCUAUCCUCGGCGAGAUCUUCACCUGCUCCUGGGAGUUCCCCGACAACACGAGGGCCUAUUACAUCGCCGAGCAGACAUCGCACCACCCGCCCAAGUCGAGUUACUUCUACAUGGUCCCGGGCCACAAUAUCAGGGUCGACGGGACUCUCAAGCCGAGGAGCAAGUUUCUGGGCAAUUCUGCCGCCAGCAUGAUGGAGGGGACGGCCAUUUUGUCCAUCUUGAACAGGGGAAAAGAUCCCGUGAAGGGCGAACGAUACACCCUCACGCAGCCGAAUAUGUACGCCAGGGGCAUUCUCUUCGGCAAGAUGAAAUACGAGCUGGGGGACCACAGCUACGUCCGAUGUCCAGAAACGGGCUUGUCGGCCGACAUCGAGUUCAAGACCAAGGGCUGGGUUAGUGGCACGUAUAACGCCAUCGGCGGCACUAUCAAGAAUGACCGUACUGGCGAAGUUUUAUACGAGCUCUCCGGGUUGUGGAGUGAGGAAAUGUUCAUCAAGAAUGUGAAGACCGGACACAAAGAAAUGUUCUUCAACGCUCUCAAAUCCAAACCUAGCCCGCCUAUAUGCCGGCCCUUGGAGGAGCAAGACGAACGGGAAUCGCAACGGCUAUGGGCCAAGACGGCCCGGGCAGUGAAGAAGCGCAACCAUGAGCUCGCGACCGAGGAGAAGACCAAAGUCGAAGAGCUGCAGCGCGAGGAAGCUGCCAAGAGGGCGAAUGACGGCGUGGAGUGGCGCCCCAGGCUAUUCAGAAGGGUCAAGGGCGGCCCGGGCGGCCCGGAAGAGGGCGAGGAAGAACUCGAGUGGAUCAUCAACGCCCAAAUGUCGGACGGCUCAAUACCCUGCUACCGGUUGGACGUGACGUGCUAACGCCGUGGCAGAGACGGAGCGACACCCGAGAAGCAAGCGGCGCAGAUACUGGCGAUCUACCCGAUUGUCAAGGGUCAAAAAUUCAAUCAGAAAAACGCGAUACCUCACCGGCCCUCGCUAUCUGACCCUGGCGCCGGGCCGAAGGAGCACCA
Molecule: messenger RNA, 1696 nt
Organism: Thermothielavioides terrestris NRRL 8126
Lineage: Eukaryota; Fungi; Ascomycota; Sordariomycetes; Sordariales; Chaetomiaceae
Exons: 7
Coding region: 318-1544 (408 amino acids)
Cellular component (GO): cortical endoplasmic reticulum; membrane; cytosol
Molecular function (GO): sterol binding
Source: RefSeq, a predicted model, not a curated record